Aspergillus aculeatus ATCC 16872 is the source of this 1854-nucleotide messenger RNA. RefSeq lists its product as uncharacterized. The transcript has 2 exons. The record is from RefSeq and is a predicted model, not a curated record. Gene Ontology annotation, biological process: endoplasmic reticulum unfolded protein response. Lineage: Eukaryota; Fungi; Ascomycota; Eurotiomycetes; Eurotiales; Aspergillaceae. Gene Ontology annotation, molecular function: protein binding. Bases 1 to 1854 code for a protein of 617 amino acids.
AUGGCCUCGACUACAGACAUUCCAAGCGCAUCGUCGGACUCGCCUGAGAGCUUCACCUUGCAUGUCUUGUGUCCAUCAUUACCUCCUCCUAAUCGGUACACCAUUCAAGAUGUGUCCCCAUCUACGACUGUCGCGGAUCUGAAGGCUCGACUCGCAGGAGCAAUUCCGAGCCAGCCGUCUCCGGACAGCCAACGUUUGAUUUAUCGUGGGAAGCCACUGCUGAAUGAUGCGGCAGCGUUGAGAGAUGUACUGGAGCCGCCUAAUGCCACCGAGUAUUCCAUCCAUCUUGUUCUUCCUCCAUCUCCUGAAUCUUCGGCACCACGCAACCUCAGCUCUUCUGGUCCGCAACAACCACAAUUCAUUCCGGGUUCUGCUAUUCACCUUCCAUCGAUGACCCUUCGACCUGAACCACCCACACCCAGAGCUGAGCCAGACCGCACAGGCGCGUCUGAAGCCGAGGUCGGACUGGCCUUGCGACCUAAUAUUGAGACAAUUCGCCGACAGAUCGAGAUGCGGGACCGAGGCAACUUGUCGGGAGGCACAACCGCCUUCUCGUCCAGCUUGAGCCCAGCACUUUCGGCUGCCCAGCAGCAGCGACCAACGUGGCCAGAUCGAUCGUCCUCGGUGUCUACAACACGCCAAGAACUGCCACAGACAUUCUCACCUGAGACAGUGGCAGCCACUGGUCUUUCAAACACAGCGUCUCUUUCUAGCGCUCUAGUAACGGAAGAGUGCCUGCAGAUAUUGAGUCGUCAAGUGGAAUUAGCAGAAAGCCAGCUGAACCGCGGCAUUGCGCCUCCGAUGAAUCACAUAAUUAGAAUCCGAACACAUUUACUCUCCAUCCUGGAUGAACAGUGUAUGAACCCUCUUGCUGAACGCGAUGGCUCAAUGGAAGGGCUACUGUCCCGCGUCUUCAAUAUAUACACGCGCGCCCACCAACUCCGCCUGUCUGAAGCCGGGUUUCCACGAUUGCAGAACACCUCAGCCAGUGCUGCGAUCGCUAUGUCCGCACCUGGACCAGCUUCCUUGUAUCUACUAUCAUCCCCAUACGGAUACCAGGGGCUCCUUUCCUCGCCCCAAGGGGCAGAGGCUAUGCAGGCAACCAUCGAGAGACUUCGCGCAACUCACCCCCCAAAUCGCACACCAAACCAAGAUACUGCUCCGGUGCCUGAGAUUCCCCCCAACGCGAACGCAGCCGUCUUGGAGAAUGUCGUUCGCCGGGCUGUGCUCAACCAGCGGGGACUCGACAAUAACCCCAACCAGAACGGACAACUGGGCUUUGCGCGGAUCAUGCUACGGCUCUGGCAGUUCGCCCGGCUAUAUUUCUUCUGCUACAUGUUCACCGAACCCGGGACUUGGCUGCGCGUGUUCUUUGUGACGCUGGCCGUGCUCUUCGUGCUAUCCUCGGAAACCGGGGUGGAUCAGCGACUGUACCAGUUGUUUGUGGCUCCGGUGCAGCAACACCUUGAAGGUCUAGUUCAUCUGACGCCUAAUGAGCCGGCUCAGGCCCAAGGCCACGGUGGCCAAGGUGCUGUUGGUGGUGGUAGUGGUGGUGGCCCAACGAACGGCAAUCCCCGCACAGGGGUUGUAGGUGAAAUGCGUCAUCAGCUGCGGAGGGUGGAGCGAUCUGUGGCGUUGUUCAUUGCGAGCCUGGUGCCCGGAGUAGGCGAGCGCCAGGUUGCGGUGCGCAAUGCUGCGGAAGCUGCGCAGCGCGUACGGGAGGAGGAAGAACGCCGUCAACGUGAGGAAGCACAGCAGCAACAGCAGCAGGAGCAGCAGGAAGAGCAGGAGAACCACGUGGAUGCAGCGCAGAGUGAAGGUCACACUAUGAUACCCCAGGCAGCCGAGAACUGA